Molecule: messenger RNA, 1313 nt
Organism: Plectropomus leopardus (leopard coralgrouper)
Lineage: Eukaryota; Metazoa; Chordata; Actinopteri; Perciformes; Serranidae
Gene: hmgcll1
Product: 3-hydroxymethyl-3-methylglutaryl-CoA lyase like 1
Biological process (GO): ketone body biosynthetic process; L-leucine catabolic process
Molecular function (GO): hydroxymethylglutaryl-CoA lyase activity
Source: RefSeq, a predicted model, not a curated record
GAGAGCAGAUCGCCCUUGAAUGCAGAUACACUGAGGGGAGCUGUGGAAAGUUGGCUCUGAGCGUCCUGCCUUCCUGAAGAAACUGUAAGGGAUGUGGUUUCCAUGGCAACUGCUGAAUCAUCCUCUACCGUCUGCAGCCUCCCUCUAAUUCCAUCUCCUCGUGCAGCCAAGCCCUCCGUCAUCCAGGCCCUGCAUUAGCAUACUUACAUGAUGCUUCAGUAUCCUAUAUGAGUUGCAGCGGUCUGUGCAGGUUUGUCUCGGAGGACAGAGGGCUGCAGCACGGCUGACAAGCAGCUUUUCGGAUGGGUAACGUACCCACUACAGUGAAGCACUGCCUGAGCUAUGAGCAACUCAUCCAGGACUACCCAUGGCUGAAACGCUGGCUGCUGGAGGAAAAGACCAUCACAGGACACGAGUACCCAGACUUUGUUAAAAUAGUUGAAGUUGGGCCGAGAGAUGGACUUCAAAAUGAAAAGGAAAUUGUUCCGACAGGGGUGAAAAUCCAGCUGAUAGACAUGCUCUCAGGAACAGGCCUGCCUGUGAUCGAGGCCACCAGCUUUGUGUCUUCAAAGUGGGUACCACAGAUGGCAGACCACACUGAUGUACUCAGAGGAAUCCAGAGAGCGCCUCAUGUUCGGUACCCUGUUUUGACACCUAACAUGCAAGGCUUCCAGGACGCUGUUGCAGCUGGUGCUACUGAAGUGGCGGUGUUUGGGUCAGCGUCUGAAACCUUCAGUAAAAAAAAUAUUAACUGCUCUAUUGAUGAAAGCAUGCUGAGGUUUGAGGAAGUCAUUAACACUGCCAAACAGCACCAAAUUCCAGUCCGUGGGUAUGUUUCCUGUGCCCUUGGAUGCCCUCAGGAGGGACACAUUGAACCUUUCAAAGUUGCUGAGGUGGCAAAGAGGUUAUAUAAAUUGGGCUGCUAUGAGAUUUCCUUGGGGGACACUAUCGGUGUUGGUACUCCAGGUUCCAUGUUUAAGAUGCUGCAGAAUGUGAUGAAGGAGGUGCCCACCAGCGCUCUUGCAGUUCACUGCCAUGACACUUACGGUCAAGCUCUGCCCAACAUCCUUACUGCACUUCAGAUGGGGGUCUGUGUGGUGGACUCUGCAGUAGCUGGUCUGGGAGGUUGCCCAUAUGCUCAGGGUUCAUCUGGCAAUGUUUCAACGGAGGAUGUUCUCUACAUGCUCCAUGGCAUGGGCAUCGAAACUGGUGUGAACCUUGCCAAAGUCAUAGAGGCUGGUGACUUCAUCUGCAAUGCUUUACAUCGCAAGACAAACUCCAGGGUUGCCCAGGCAAUCAGCAGAACACUGUGA